AUGUCAGCUCCACCAAGUGCAAAGCGACUUCAUCCACCUCAACCCUCUCAAUCACCUCUACCACCUCUAGCCGCACCUCAACCAAGGCUCAUACUCAUCGAAGCGAAUUAUGAGGACAAGUUAAGGGAACAAUACAUCUCGCUGUUAAUGAUCUGUCGAGAGCUCGAAGCUGAAAACAACCUCCUCGCUCAUCGUCAUGGACACGCUGUCCGACGUGUGGAGAAACUUGCUCAAGAGCAAAUUGAUAAAGGCCAAUAUACGAAUCCCUGUCUUAUCGUCCCUCCCGAAGAUUCAUACAUUUAA
Molecule: messenger RNA, 303 nt
Organism: Tremella mesenterica DSM 1558
Lineage: Eukaryota; Fungi; Basidiomycota; Tremellomycetes; Tremellales; Tremellaceae
Exons: 4
Coding region: 1-303 (100 amino acids)
Source: RefSeq, a predicted model, not a curated record